AUGGAGUGAUCAGCAGCACUUCUACUUUAACAACCUGUGGAUAAAAAGUGGGCCUGGGUGAGCUGGUAAAGCAUCGGGCAGCUGAUUCUGUCAUGCAUGUGUUGUGGGAAUGUGUUUUCUGCGCGCUUGUUGUGAUCAGGAACGUGGGGACAAGCGGAGAGUUGACCAACACUCAGGGACACCUUCUGCAUGCUGAUGAGAGGAACUUCACAAAGCACGACUCCAUGAAACAAGAAGCCUUUGAGCAGCUGCAGGCCCUACCAGGCUCCACCUUUAAUCUGAGGGUCCAAGUCAACGACAUGCUGAGUCGGCAGCCACUGAGUCGGGCAGCGCUGGACCUCUUCGUCAACCAUAGGUUGAACAGCACAGCUUUGAGUGAGGAGGACGGCAGCGUGCGGCUUCGUGUUCCUUUCCACUCAGGGCUGCCCAUCACAGUUGUGGCCUCUAAGAAAGGCUUUAUUUCUGCUUUACUGCUGUGUAAAACCAGUAAAAUACCCAUCUUCUCAUCUAUAAUUGUUCCCCUGCUGCGUCUAAAUCAAGGGAACAUCUGGCUCUUUGAAGAUACGGUUCUGAUCACUGGGAGAACUGCUGCUGCUGUUUCCCAGCCCACGGUCAGGUUUCCUCAGAGCCUCCUGAACCUGACCCACAGCAGGAACAUCAGCUCCAUCAGAGCAUACCUGACGGUUCCUAAACUCACCUCACAGCAGGACAGCUCUCUCAACACCCUGGGCAUCAUCAGCAGCCAAUCAGGAUACAUAAGUGUGGAGCUAAGUCCAGUGGCAGCAGUCUGUGUGCAGCUUUUCUCAGGAGACACGGAGCUGCAGGUGAAGGGGCCGAUCCAGAUCAGCCUCAAUGUUCCUGACAGCUGUGGCCUCCAGGCUGCAGACGUGGUUCCAGCCUGGUUCUUUAACAGAACUAUUGGUGGAUGGAUGAGGAAAGGACUUGGAAUGAUGAACCUGGUAGAAGGAAAACUGAUGUGGACGUUUGCUGCCCCUCAUCUGGGCUACUGGAUCGCUGCACCUUUGUCCCCAAAUAGAGGUAUCUUUGGAUUCCCUGCGCUUCUUGAUUUCAUCUCUCAACAUUCGUUUUUUCUUACGGUUCUUGUUGGAGGAACACUUUUUGCUUUUAUUUUGUUUCUGCUUGGACUCCUAUGUUUCUGCAGAAGGAAAAUCUUUAAAAACAAAACUAGAAAGGCGUCAACAGUGAUGAGAAAAGACCAAACCACCUCCACAGUUCAUGACGAGGAGUCUGAGGCAUCCUCAGCCUUACAGCAUGCUGAUGGAGAGAACCAACGUUCAAACCGGUGCCUCGAUUCCUUCCUUGCAAUGAAGAGCGGAGAGGUGAUCGCCAACCUUGGCGCUGCAGCGGUUCCAUCAGAGUGUAACACGCUGGACGUUAUUAAUAUGACCUCAGAACAAACUCCAGUCCCUUCAUGUCACCCAAAUGGUUUGUUCUUCUACAACCAACCUUUGGCCAUCCUUCCUGCUCCAGCAUUUUUUCACUUGGAGGAACAUCCGGAGCAGGCCGAUUGGAGCAGGUCAGCCACUCUGCCACGGGUCGGAGCUUCAAACGGAGCUGCAGCAGAGCCUCAGAGGAAAGAAAGCUUCACCCAGACUUUCCACACCGAGGACCAGCUCCAAAGUUCUGAGGGCUCUCCAGGACCAUCUAACACAUCCAGAAUGCCCUUCAACCUCCCAGAGUCGGCCUCGGUACCAGGAACGCUGAAUAAACUGGCUGGAAGCAGACAUUCUGUCCACGCCAUCACAGGUUUAUCUAAAAUCCCUUCUCCUCAGCCUCCACGGGCCUGGUUCGUCUCCCUGGAGGGAAAACCAGCCGCAGAGAUCCGGUACGCCGUGUCGGAGCAGCAGAGGAGACGGAGGCCCAUGGAGAGUCGAGAAACCAGUUUGGACUCAGGAGUGGACCUAAGCGAACUCAAUCAGUCGACUGGAAGGAGGCCUGUAACUCUGGAGAGAAACGCCACAUUCAUUAAAAGCCCUUCCAAUAACAAGAACGCACCUCAAGAGUAAAAACUGGGUUUUAUCAGAGUUACAGGUUUAAUUUUGACAUGGGGAUUGACCACAGUGCAGAAAGACUCUGACCAUACAGCUCACAACAGCUGCAACUCAAAACUCCUUCAUCAGGCAUUGUUUAAGCCUUUCAAAGUCAUGCCUUAACCAUUACUUAGGUAUUAAUUUAUGAAAUAUAGAUGCUUCCUUCCAGCCCCAAAGAAAAAUACUUGCCUUUAAAGCGAAGCCAGCUCUCCUGUCUGGGUUCCUCCGUUUCAUUACAUCACAAAUUUCUGAAGGUUAAAAAAGUUGUAG
Messenger RNA from Cyprinodon variegatus (sheepshead minnow), 2321 nucleotides. Its product is annotated as protein FAM171B-like. Lineage: Eukaryota; Metazoa; Chordata; Actinopteri; Cyprinodontiformes; Cyprinodontidae. Bases 93 to 2027 code for a protein of 644 amino acids. The record is from RefSeq and is a predicted model, not a curated record. The transcript has 8 exons.